Triticum turgidum subsp. durum (durum wheat) is the source of this 1062-nucleotide messenger RNA. The record is from the annotation of a GenBank genome assembly. Lineage: Eukaryota; Viridiplantae; Streptophyta; Magnoliopsida; Poales; Poaceae.
AUGACGAUCGAGCUGCAGACGAGGCCGUCGCUCCCGGCGCCGGCGGGUGCGCCACCGCGCGCGGGCACGGGUCUGCCGCCGGGGUUCCGGUUCUACCCCACGGACGAGGAGCUGAUCGUGCACUACCUCCGCAGGCGCGCCGCCGCGGCGCCGUGCCCGGCGGCCGUCAUCGCGGAGGUGGACAUCUACAAGCUGGACCCCUGGGAGCUCCCGUCCCGCGCGGUGUUCGAGGGCGACAACGACGAGUGGUACUUCUUCAGCCCCCGCGACCGCAAGUACCCCAACGGCGUUCGCCCCAACCGCGCCGCCGGGUCCGGCUACUGGAAGGCCACCGGCACCGACAAGCCCAUCACGGCCGGCGGCGUGCCCGGCGGCGAGGUGGUCGGCGUGAAGAAGGCGCUCGUGUUCUACCAGGGGCGUCCACCCAAGGGCCUCAAGACCAACUGGAUCAUGCACGAGUACCGCCUCGCCGACGCCCACGCCGCCGCCGCCGCGCACACUUACCGGCCGCCCACGCGCUUCAAGGCCUCCUCCUCCAUGAGGCUGGACGAUUGGGUGCUCUGCAGGAUCUACAAGAAGCCCAACCCGCAGCAGCUGUCGCCCUUCUACGAGCCGUCGCCGUCACCGUCGCGGUCGUCCAUGGACGCCAGCCUCGGCCUCGGCCACCACCACCACCAUCAGUACCACCACCACCAGCAGCAGCAGCAGCAAGAGGACACCUCCUCCUCCUCCCGGAUGCUGCCGAGGAAUCCGUCCGUCUCCGACUACCUCGUGGACUACUCCGCCGUCUCGGAGCUCUUCGACAGCAUGCCGCCGCCACCACAGCCGGAGACUGCAAGCUCUGUCGGCCAUUUCUUCCUCGGCACCACUGCUGGCGCCAGCGACGGCGAGGCCAGCACGGCGCGCAAGAGGCAGGCGACGGCGGACAGCAACAACGAUGGUGAAAUGUCGUCGUUGCACGCUUCCAAGAGGUGGUUGGGUAGCGAUGGGUCCAUGACGAUGAUGAACGGCGGCUUCUCCAUAUUUGGGCCAGACCAGCCUUCCCAGCAGGACAGGAUAUGA